This is a messenger RNA of Parnassius mnemosyne (clouded apollo), 210 nucleotides long. Lineage: Eukaryota; Metazoa; Arthropoda; Insecta; Lepidoptera; Papilionidae. The record is from the annotation of a GenBank genome assembly.
AUGAGAGAUAACGAUGAUGAACUUCAGAAAUUAAUAGAUGAAGAAAGCAUACAGAAUUUUAACGAGAAAAGAGAAGAACUCAGAAAGAAGGCCAAAGAAUCUAUACAGAAAAUUGGUAUCAGCGAAGGCCCGAUUAAUACAAACACCUCAGCUGAUCUCAUGAAGCCGUGGAUUUCGCCGGAAGACGAUUCAUCUGGGUCAAAAGAAUGA